Ooceraea biroi (clonal raider ant) is the source of this 1182-nucleotide messenger RNA. RefSeq names its product serine/arginine-rich splicing factor 7. The record is from RefSeq and is a predicted model, not a curated record. Lineage: Eukaryota; Metazoa; Arthropoda; Insecta; Hymenoptera; Formicidae. Gene Ontology annotation, molecular function: RNA binding; zinc ion binding.
GAAAAGAGUGCGUUCUUUGUUUGUGAUCCGUAACGAGAGUGAUAUUAAAAAAGAGGUGGUUUUGCGAAAUGGUUUAUAAUCAGUUUGUAAUUGUUUAUAAUUUGUUUAUCAAAUCGACAUAGCACGAAGCUGUCGACCAUACACUCCGAAUUAAUAAAAUAAAAUAUAACAAAAUAUUUUCAGACGAAAUAACAGUUUCAACAGUUUCUUGUCAGUUUGGAUUUGUGCGUAACUUACAAGCCGAGUAAAAUGAGCAAGGUGUCGCGUUACUCGUCUGACGGCAAGGUUUACGUGGGAGACUUAGGGAGCAAUGCUAGUAAGCAGGAUUUGGAGGAUGCAUUUUCUUACUAUGGACCAUUACAAAAUGUCUGGGUUGCCAGAAAUCCUCCUGGAUUCGCUUUCGUUGAAUUUGAGGAUCAGAGAGACGCGGAGGAUGCAGUGAGAGGAUUGGACGGUCGCACUAUAUGUGGAAGACGUGUCCGUGUAGAAUUGUCAAACGGAAAGAAACUAAGAGACAGAGGUUUAUCGAGAAAAGGUAGACCGUUUCAUCCCGAGGACAGAUGUUACGAAUGUGGCGAAAGAGGUCACUAUGCAAGAGAUUGCCAUCGUCAAAGGAGCUCUCACAAAAAGAGGUUGUCCCACUCGCGAUCAAAAUCACGAUCGCGAUCACGGUCGCGCUCAAGAUCUCGCUCGCGAUCGUCAUGGCGCAGUCGAUCCUGUAGCAGAAAUUCCUCUACCAAAAAUGAUCGCAAUAAACGGAAGUCUGAUUCCAGGAACCGUGACAAAUCUAAAUCUCGUUUGGACUCUAAAUCGCGAAGCAGCUGAACGUGAACAUGUGUAUAUGUACACACACACACACAUACACACGGUCAAUCGACUCUUGAUAUAUUUCUUUGAUUUAAUUAGAAAGUUGCGACCUCUACGAAAUUUCAACAAUAAUUAGAGCAACCUCUUUUUUUAUUUAACAUUAAACAUUAAAAAGGCGCAUACGAAAGGUAUGAUUUUUGAUCCUUAUAAUAGGAGUGUAUAAAUAUCUAAGGUAUUGUUACUUUUCUGUAAGACAAAAAGAGAAACAUUGUAGUUUCGAUUAUAUAAGUUAGGUUUACAUAAGUAGAUAUUUAUUGUUCGUGUUUAAGUUAAUGUAAAUUAAUGUUUAAUAAAGUUUUCAGACAUGUACCACGA